GAUCACUACCCCGCGAUUCUGUUUAACAGAUGUUCACACGUAAGUAUGCGCACGGCCUAACGAACUGACUAGACUGAGCCGCAAGUCAAGAACAAAAUAAAGCGAAAAAUCGACGCACACCUUCAUACCGUGGGAAAACGGAAUCCGGCAGACGGCCAAUAUCUUCGACCUUGCGGAGAUGCGCAGCUGCGGAAAAGGCACGCCGCCAUCCAUCCCUGGCCACAGAUUUUCGUCCCCAAGCAGGAAAAGAAACAGAAACAAGAACCCGCCCAAGGCCUCUUCUUCUCACAGCCAGUUCCAUUAUAUCUUGUAUUCCGUCAGAGUCGAAAGCGGGUUUGGUAACACAACGCGCGGGAAAUCAAGGGUCUAAAUAGCCACAGACAAAAGGCCAUAGUCAUUAGGAAAUCAGGCAGUCUCUUCUCCCUUUUCCCCCGCUCUGUUCCUUUUUUCAACUUUGCCUUGACCCUUUGUUUACUCCCUCCCACCAGCGUGCAAACACCCAAGGAAAGAGUAUGAAUAAAUAGGUUAUGACAAUCCUGUUGCUUCAAGGAGCCAAGUGCGGAGGUAUCAUUAACAUCAUUAUUGGAUACAUCAAAGAGGCAGGCAAGAGUUCAUGGAAUCCAUAGGAGCUACUGAAGCGUUAGCUAGUGAUUGGGCCAGCGGCGGGGGUGUCAAGGAGUAUCGUAUCGUUCGUUACUUGGUAGUAUUUAAUAUGAUUUGCGAGGGACCCACAGUGAGAUUAGUGCAGCAAAGGACAGUAUAGUAUAUCCAGUAACUUGUAAGCAGAAGACAAGAGGUAGCUAUCCUUAGUAUCCUUUAUCCUUUAUACAGCCUGUCUUCCAGUACCCAUCCCAUCCAUGUGUGAAAAAAGACAAUUUUUCCCCAAGGUUCAGUCCACCGGCCGGAUCCUUAGUCAGUCCUUAUGUAACUCAUGCCUCAACCGAGCUGUUGGAGCUAGCUCAGGCUGUACAUCCGGGUACAUCCAUCCAACUGUCCCCAGCAUGUAGCAUAAUAAUACUCUUUAUUAUUCUUCAAAAAUCAUGGUUUUGCAGUCUCAUGUUCCACCGUGUCUUGUUCGCUGCUCCUCCGCCUUUGGGCUCUCCAAGUUGUGACCUUGCUUUCGUCGGGCCUCGAGAUCAGAAAGUUGGUCCUCCCCCACCUAUAUCGAGCUAUAUCAAGCAGCUCUCACCGACAAUCUUGAGCUGGCAAGCCUCGUUUUCCAAGGCAUCUAACCCCUCAGCUCUUUCUUAAGGCAAGCUCGUGGUGGCCCAGGCUAUUUCUUCUCGCUACCGACCCGUUUUACCCCAACCAUAGCAACAGCAGAUCUAUAUUUAACAUUAACAAUAAUACGCUUUUAACAAACUUCCUCCCAGAAAAAUACUCAAGAGUUUGCAAAGAACGACUUGCUCCUAGCUCUUAGUUUCCGGCGCCUAGCAGACAGCAUGGAUGGCGUCUCUGGGAAGGUGCUGGGCCACGUCCACCAACGCCCAGCGGCAAAUUAUGGCCUGACCAUUCAAAUUCUCCGCAGCCUAGCUCUCCUGACCUGGUUCAACUGCUGCUGCGUCUGCAUUGUCGCUACCCAGCUCGUGGGUGCCCCUCUCUAUUUUAUCAACCGCCAGUACUUCAACUCCUACAUGGCCAUGACGAAACGCUCCUUUGGCAUCGCCAUCACCGCUCUGACGGAAUGGGGUUGCCCGACGCCUAUCCGGGUCAGUGGGGACAAGAGUGUGCAAGGCCAGUUCUCCCUGACAAAGGAUGGUAAUGUGGAAACCUCGUUUCCCGAACGAAUGGUUCUGAUUGCCAACCAUCAGGUCUACACCGAUUGGCUGUACCUGUGGUGGUUCUCCUACACCUCUCAGAUGCACGGCCAUAUAUACAUCAUACUCAAAGAGUCGCUGAAAUAUAUUCCCCUGAUUGGCCAAGGGAUGAUGUUCUACGGCUUCAUUUUCAUGGCGAGAAAGUGGAUUUCGGAUAAACCUCGGUUGCAGCAUCGCCUCGAGAAACUGAAAACGGUCCAUGAGGAGGGUAGAUCUGGUUCACGGGUUCUGGACCCGAUGUGGCUCCUGAUAUUUCCUGAGGGUACGAAUCUGUCACGGAAUACGAAACGGAUCAGUGACGCAUACGGUGCGAAGCAAGGGAUCCCGCCGUUGCGUCACCAGAUUCUGCCACGUUCAACAGGCUUGUUUUUCUGUUUGCAACAGCUCAAGGGGACUAUUGAUUGGGUGUAUGAUUGUACAGUUGGCUAUGAGGGACCACCAAAGGGCAGCUAUCCAGACGCCUACUUCACCAUUCGCUCGACUUAUCUAAAAGGCCGCCCUCCUAAAGUUGUAAACUUCUACUGGAGACGUUUUGCCGUUGCCGAGAUUCCCUUGGAUGACCAAAAGGAGUUCGAGGCAUGGAUACACGAGCGCUGGCUCGAGAAAGACGACCUCCUUGAACGGUUUUACGAAACGGGCCGGUUCCCGCCCUGCGAGUGGGAACCUUCCUCAAACGGUGAUUUACAGAAACAAAACGAAGAUGGCGCUAGUGUAAAGCCCAACAACCCAAGCUAUUAUGAGUCUGCAGUCAAGCUAACGUGGUGGGGGGAGUCGCUCCAGAUUUUUGCUGUUCUAGUUGGUCUUGGCGCUUUCUUUUGUCUAUUCCCUAGGUUUUGGAGAGUUGGGACUUGAUCUGUUUGUCUCUCUCAUUUCUUUAUUCUUUUGAAUUUUCUCAUGACGUGGUGUGCUGGUGGAAUAUAUACCCUUGUUGAACGGAGCUGUUUCUUUUUGGAAAGGAUAUCUACUUUUCUUCCGGUUUUUGGGCUCUCUCUCGUUUUUUACCCUCUCUAAUAGAGCGGUAAUGAUUUAAGCGGGUUAACUUGAAGCAUAUUUUGGGACACUCUCGUCUUAUGAUUUAUACCAAAUGACGCUUCAUACCUCACAUUUGAGCACUCUCCACUCGGAUUUUUUUAAGAAGCCAUGGGCAGCGGAACAGCGAACCAGUUUUGGUAGUCGUUGGUUUAAAUAAUUGUCUAUUUAAUAAGAAGCAAUCAAUACAACCCAACGAUGUUACUAUCUAUGUUAAUUUGGCUGCUAAUAUCGACAUUGGUAUUCCUCCCCAUGUGUCAGGUCACGGG
Messenger RNA from Blastomyces dermatitidis ER-3, 3115 nucleotides. RefSeq names its product acetyltransferase. The record is from RefSeq and is a predicted model, not a curated record. The transcript has 3 exons. Bases 1443 to 2669 code for a protein of 408 amino acids. Gene Ontology annotation, molecular function: acyltransferase activity. Lineage: Eukaryota; Fungi; Ascomycota; Eurotiomycetes; Onygenales; Ajellomycetaceae. Gene Ontology annotation, cellular component: endomembrane system.